AUGUUAAGAGGGGAGAAAAGUGCAAUACCUCUCUUGUAUCUCGCAAGAGUAGGAGAUCCAACCUUUCAUGAGGACGCUGGUUUGAUAAAGAAGCAAGCUGCAUCCAAUCAUACAUUAAUACCGGCAAACUAUCCAUUGGCUUCGGCAGCCCCUCUACUUUGUGCUGGAAUUACUGUUUAUGCUUCGAUGGUACGCCAUAAGAUGAACCAACCUGCAACUAGCAUAUCCAAGAAAGAGGAAGCUUUAAGUCAGCUGGGUGCAGAUAACUUUGUGGUCUCAUCUGACAGAAAUCAGAUGAAGGCCCUGGUGAAGUCAGUAGACUUUAUAAUUGAUAUAGCAUCUGGUGAUCACCCUUUUGAUCCAUACAUGGAACUAUUGAAACUGGUGGAGUUCUGGUCUUAUGGUGGGAUUCCCCAGCGAAGUCAAAAUCAGUCCUGCCAACCUUCAUAUCGGUACAUUGGUGGAACAAAGGAUAUCCAAGAAAUGAUAGAUUUCUUUGCUUCAAAUGGAAUUCAUCCAAUGAUUGAAAUAAUUCCAAUUCAAUCUGCAAAUGAAGCUAUUGAGGGGCUACUAAAAAGUGUUGUGAUAUACUGGUUUGCGAUUGAUAUUGAAAACUCCCUGAAAUGA
This is a messenger RNA of Prunus persica (peach), 627 nucleotides long. RefSeq names its product probable cinnamyl alcohol dehydrogenase 1. Lineage: Eukaryota; Viridiplantae; Streptophyta; Magnoliopsida; Rosales; Rosaceae. The record is from RefSeq and is a predicted model, not a curated record. The transcript is spliced from 4 exons. The coding region runs from base 1 to 627 and encodes 208 amino acids. Gene Ontology annotation, molecular function: oxidoreductase activity, acting on the CH-OH group of donors, NAD or NADP as acceptor.